Messenger RNA from Priapulus caudatus, 3211 nucleotides. Its product is annotated as FYVE, RhoGEF and PH domain-containing protein 6-like. Gene Ontology annotation, cellular component: cytoplasm. The coding region runs from base 236 to 2923 and encodes 895 amino acids. The transcript is spliced from 17 exons. The record is from RefSeq and is a predicted model, not a curated record. NCBI's taxonomy places the organism in Eukaryota, Metazoa, Priapulida, Priapulimorpha, Priapulimorphida, Priapulidae. Gene Ontology annotation, molecular function: guanyl-nucleotide exchange factor activity; metal ion binding.
GCCACCUUCAGUGCCGCCGCGGCACGGGCCGCAGCAGAAGUCUGCAACGCUCGGUCCGAGUCACUCGGCGGCUGAGAGGAAGUUGUCGUCGAAGAGCGCCACGCUGUCGGCGACGCCGGUGGAUAAGCGGGCGUCGUCGUCGUCGGUCCCACAUCCCGACUCGGCGCCGCCGCUGCCGCCCAAGUCCGGCAAACGUGAGGAGUCCCUGCUGGCGACGAUCGAAGGCUCACUGGGAAUGACCCUAGCGGGAGAGCAGGUCGCUGCGGGCAACGACUGGCCGGAGGAGAAUCCGCGCUCUCUGGAAUUCCUUACCGGCAGGUCGCACGAGGCAGAGGACAUCCUAGAUGGCGCCGGUGACGGCGACGGCGACAGGGAGAAGGUGUUGAAGAUGAAGAAGGCCAACUCGUGUUCGGGUAUGAUGGGCUGGAAGUCGAUAUUCUCCAUAUGGGGGAAGGGAGCUGGGGAGAAACCUGAGGACGGCGAGCAGGAAGCUGCAGAGCUCCCGCGCGACGCGUUCAAGAGCGCAAAGACGUUGCCGUCGCGCCGCCCGCCGGCGCCCCCGCCCCCGAACGAGCAUCAAGCGCCGGACGACCACUUCUACUGGUACAUUGAGCACGGGCAGAUGCCAUCGGACUCGAGCUCGACUAGCGGGGACGCCGGCGGCAGCGGACCGUCGCCGAACCACGACCAGUACUACAGCAGCAUCAACGAUAGCAGCGCAGACACGGGGAAGGCCGACAGCUGCAAGUCGGACAGCGGCAUCGAUGUGAGCGCACUCUGCCCGACGACCGACAAGUCGAAGGAUUCGAACUUCAUUCGCAAUCUGUUCUGCCUGGCACCGGCAACGACUUACGCGACGACAGUGGGUGCGAUUCCUCCACCGUUGCCACCCGCGAGAAGCAAGAAGGGUGCCGUAGACGGCAUUAUGCACGAUGUUCUCGACAAGAGCAAGAGCCUUCCGAUUUCCCGCGUGACGAAGGAUGACAUCGAGAUUUGCAGAGACCUGGGUCCAGGCACAGCUAGCCUUCCACCGCACAUACAUCUGCCAUCUCUAAAGAACGAGGACAUGAUUUACAUGGAUUGUGAUGAGGCCGCAUUUGCCGAGAGACCGUCCGACUCCAGCUCUGAAGAGAGCGCGGAUGAACUUGACGAUGAGCAGGCGAACAGGCAGAAGGAAAAGCGAACUUUCUACAUCGCUCAGGAGAUGGCGACGUCAGAGAGAACGUUUGUUGAUGUACUAAGACUGCUCAAUGAGGACUUUCGUGGAGCAGUGCUGGCUGCAGGCAGGGAGAAGGGUAAGCCAGUAGUGCCAGAGGAGACGCUCAGCCAGGUGCUGAUGCACCUCCCCCAACUACAGAACCUCAACUCGGGGCUGGCCGACGAUCUUGCCGCUCGCAUCGCCACCUGGGACAAAAGGCCACAGAUAGCUGACGUUUUUGUCAAGUUUGGACCCUUCCUUAAGCUGCAUGCUUCUUACAUCAAAGAUUUCGCUCAGAUGACACAAGGGUUAGAUGAUGCGUGCAAGAAAUACCCAGCCUUCGCCAAGGCUGUCAAAGAAUUUGAGAUGAGCUCGCUAUGUUGCAACCUGGCGCUGAAACACUACAUGCUGAAGCCUGUGCAGCGAAUCCCACAGUACAGGUUGCUGCUGCAGGACUACCUGAAGUAUCUCCCUGACAGGUCGCCCGAUAAGAAGGACACCCGCUUGGCUCUCCAGAUUGUCACUGACGUUGCCAGCCAUGCGAAUGAGACUAUCAAGAAGGAGGAAAAAUUUGAGAAACUGUUCCAACUGCAGGAGCGUCUACUAGGGGGAAGGAUCAUUGUAAAACCAGGCAGGGUUCUUCUUAAGCAGGGCGAGGUUCUGAACAUUUCCCGUAAGGAACCCCAGAUGAGAAAUCUGUUUCUGCUGAAUGAUGUCCUUCUGUAUGCUGUUCCUCUGCCUAACACCAUGUACAGACUGAGUGCUAUUCUACCUCUGUCAGGCAUGAAGGUGGUAAAGCCAGCACUAGAAGCUUAUGAAAACGAGUUCCACAUCAUUACUGUUGAGCGCUCAUUUACCUUCGCAACAAGGACUCCCUCCGAGCGGGAGGAGUGGAUCGUGGCCAUCGCACCCGCUGUGAUAGAGAAUGCUGAGAAACGCAGCACCUUCAAAACCUCUCGCACCACCAUGGCAAAGCGGAGCAUCUACGAAAAGGACGGCAGCGUAAAGCUGGGCACGAAAGCGCCCAUCUGGAUCCCGGAAACAAGAGUGACUAUGUGCAUGAUGUGCACGUGUGACUUCGGCGUGAGGUCACGACGACAUCACUGCCGUGCGUGCGGCAAGGUGGUGUGCAGCACCUGUGCAAGCAACAAGGCACCAUUGCUGUAUCGCAAAUACCAGAGUGCGCGAGUGUGUGGAUCAUGCUACGACAAACUAUGGACAGAUUACGCGCGGAUGAGGGAUGAGGAUGUGCGAUCAUCUGUCUAUGAGAUGAAAGACGACAUCUACGGCACGGUGGGCGAAUGCUACGGCCUUGGCCACGAUGACCUCAGGACUAGGUUUAAGAAGGCCGACACAAAGAAGAAAGUUAGGCACAUGCCACAGCGGUUGAAAGAGGUGUGUGCGAACGAUGCCGGGUCUGCAAUCAGCGGCUACCUCCACAAGCGUGUGAAGAAGGGGAAGUGGCAGCGUCUAUGGUUUGUGGUGAAGGACAAGGUUCUCUACUCCUAUAAAGCUUCUGAGGAUGUAGCAGCAUUAGACGCAACACCUCUGCUUGGAUUUAAUGUUCAGACCAUGGACACAAUAGAGGUUUUCGAGGGUGUAGACGCGAGUCUGGUCUUCGAACUGUGCCACCAUCGCAAGAGCAUGUUUAUCUUCCACACGGACGCGGCAAGCGCGCGUGAACGCUGGGUGACACUCAUCACAGAACAAACCGUUCUCGUAUAACCUCCGCGAGGCCAGGGAGUGGCCGUUGCUAUGGGAACACCGGCGCACGGCGACACACCGGGUUGUCACUGUGCAUGUUCGAAGUCGCAUCCUAGCAGUAGACAGGUCUGGUGUAUUGCAGGGAGACGUGGCUGGUGGACUCGGUAGUGCGGUCACCAAGUAUUACCACCGUCUAGGUAUCAUCUCGUGCUGCUACUUAAAUAAAUGAGUGAAGACAAAGGUCUUCAUCUUUCUCUCUCUCUUUCUCUCUCUCUUUCUCUCUUUCGCUCUCUCUCUCUUGCUCUCUUU